Molecule: messenger RNA, 2313 nt
Organism: Oncorhynchus nerka (sockeye salmon)
Lineage: Eukaryota; Metazoa; Chordata; Actinopteri; Salmoniformes; Salmonidae
Product: palmitoyl-protein thioesterase ABHD10, mitochondrial-like
Exons: 5
Coding region: 132-992 (286 amino acids)
Biological process (GO): protein depalmitoylation
Cellular component (GO): mitochondrion
Molecular function (GO): palmitoyl-(protein) hydrolase activity; hydrolase activity, hydrolyzing O-glycosyl compounds
Source: RefSeq, a predicted model, not a curated record
CAGUGAACAAGAAUAAGCAGCUAGCUAGCAAGAUCACACAAACCCACGUUUUCCCUCCAGUGUAGGGUGUGGCAGGAGUCGAACUAUUCAGUCGGAGUCUUGUCCUCAUCACCCCUCCGUCGCAGUACAGAAUGGCGUCUCCACUAGCAAGGCAUUUCAGCAGGAUUUUCCAAUUAACGUUACAUGUCCAAAGAAAACCUGUUACGUUUUCCGGAGUGAGACACAAGUCGUCUACAGUGCAGUAUGCAGCACGCCCUGACCUGCCGAAGCUGGCUUAUAGAAAAGUGAAGGGGAAGAGCCCAGGUGUAGUCUUCUUGCCAGGGUUUGCCUCUAACAUGGGGGGAAAGAAAGCAGAAGCCCUUGAGGAGUUCUGCCAAUCACUAGGCCACUCUUACCUAAGGUUUGACUAUACAGGCUGUGGGUCAUCUGAAGGUGAGAUGGUAGACGGCACUGUCGGCACCUGGAAGAGGGAUGUUCUAUAUGUAUUGGACGAGCUUGUGGAGGGGCCACAAAUUCUGGUUGGCUCUAGUAUGGGCGGCUGGCUGAUGUGCCUGGCAGCCAUAGCUCGUCCAGAAAGAACUGCGGCCAUGGUUGGCAUCUCUACAGCAGCUGACCACUUUGUAACUGUCUUCAAUACACUUCCUAUUGAGGCGAGGAAGGAGAUUGAAGAGAAGGGGCAGUGGGUGGUUCCUACCAAACACAACGAGGAGGGCUCCAUCACGUUCACCACAGAGUUCCUGAAGGAGGCAGAGCAGCACUGUGUUCUGCAGAGCCCCAUUCCAGUGACCUGCCCGGUGAGGCUCAUCCAUGGGAUGAAGGACCAGGAUGUGCCCUGGCACAUCUCCAUGCAGCUAGCCGAGCGUGUGCUGAGCAACGACGUUGACGUCAUCUUGCGCAAGCAUGGCCAGCACCGCAUGGCUGAAAAGGAGGACAUCAAGCUCAUAGUCUACACCAUCGAUGACCUAAUAGACAAGCUGACCACUUUGGUUUGAUUGGCCAAAACUGGACCAUGCUAUGGGUGACACCUCCCACCCCGAUCCCAACUUUCCUGCACUAGGACUGCUGUUCCUGAUGCGUUACAAAAUCGAGGUGCUACUUUACAAAAUACAUACUGUGAAGAAAAGGAGCUCUUACACUUUCUCCUGGCUCUCUCUAUAGAUAGCUUUUGUUAGGAUUUUUAUUUACUGGUGCCAUGCCACUUUGUUCACACUUCUCCCGAACUUAUUGGGAUUUCUGUGUAGUUUUUAUUUUUUAUUCUCACAAUGUGGUUUGAUAGUGAUUUGGUUAAACCGUUAAUGACUGGGCUCACUCCUAUUACAAUAGCACAUCAGGUCCAGGUGUGUUACGUCCACCUGUGAGCAAACAUUUAUUUUCUUCCACUGUCAAUUUUACUCCGAACAAAUACAAGUGUAAUGGGCAGUUUGUGCCUUUAUGUAUGCAUGUGCACUUAAAGACCAGUAGGAGGCAGCAAAUGUCACUAGUAUUUUAGGCACUUCGCUAUGUAACAUGUCUCCAGCAGAAUAGAUUUCUAGGAGGGGGGGGGUUGUCUGUGAAGAGAUCAGUUGGCAAAAUUACUUCAACUGUACUGUAUGAUUCUCAUGCUGAUUUCCAUGCACUGCUCAUUUCCCAUGCUGUCCGUAUUUGCGCUUUUGGUUCCAUUGCUGAAAGAACAUAUCUAUUUUCGUAUUGAUUUGUCCGUGCCAUUUGACUUUGCACACAAGGUCAGAACAGCAUAUUGACUGCAUGACAACUCAUGUAUGAAGAACUUUAUGUAGAUUCAACUUAUGUUACUUUCAAUGUUGGCUCAGUUCAUAUGGGUUUUGUUGCUAGUGGGUCCUAUUCCAAAAUGACACAGAUUUCAAAGAAACGAUUGAACAGUAGCAUCAUGAGAUGUUAGCCUGGUUUGAGUGACUGGCACAAAAGCACGUUUUUGGGGAGUUGUUAGGUGAAAAACAUUGCCAUGUAGGGAGCAGCCCAUGUUUAGAUUUUCCUGUUUAGUAUAGUAAACAUAAUGUUUUGCUGGUUAAAGCCAGGUUUUUCUGGUUGGUUUGCAACAUCUCACAACCUAGAUCCUAAAUGUUUAAUCUUGUGAACUAAGUUUAUUUAUGCCAUGUUCCAUAUCACAGUUAAAUGUUUAUAGGUGAUAUCACUAUGUGGCAGAAUUGAUGGGCUAGUUCACCGAAACACUGGUCAUAUCUGUUUAUUGAUGAUAACAAGCAAUACAUUUACAUUACAUUUAAGUCAUUUAGCAGACGCUCUUAUCCAGAGCGACAAUACCAUCGGACGCUUAUGCCAAUAAAUAAAGUAACAAUG